Suncus etruscus (white-toothed pygmy shrew) is the source of this 1092-nucleotide messenger RNA. It is a transcript of the gene GPR15, whose product is annotated as G protein-coupled receptor 15. The record is from RefSeq and is a predicted model, not a curated record. The coding region runs from base 1 to 1092 and encodes 363 amino acids. Lineage: Eukaryota; Metazoa; Chordata; Mammalia; Eulipotyphla; Soricidae. Gene Ontology annotation, cellular component: membrane. Gene Ontology annotation, molecular function: G protein-coupled receptor activity. The transcript has a single exon. Gene Ontology annotation, biological process: G protein-coupled receptor signaling pathway; immune response.
AUGGAUCCAGAAGAACCCUCAGGGUAUUUGGAUUAUUUCUAUACUACAAGUCAGAAUCCUGCAACUGAGAGCAACUCCCAUGUUUCUUACACAACAGUCUUGCUUCCCAUCCUUUACGGUGCCAUGUUUCUGGUUGGAGUGUUGGGCAACCUCGCCUUGAUGGGAGCUUUGCAUUUCAAAAGGAGCAAUGGAAGACUGAUUGACAUCUUCAUCUUCAACCUGGCUGCCUCAGAUUUUAUUUUCCUGGUCACGUUGCCUCUCUGGGUGGACAAAGAAGCAUCUGUAGGACAGUGGAGAACAGGCUCUUUCUUGUGCAAAGGUAGCUCCUACGUGAUCUCAGUGAACAUGCACAGCAGUGUCUUCCUGCUCACUUGCAUGAGUGUUGAUCGCUACCUGGCCAUCAUAUUUCCAGCCACAUCCAGGAAAUUCAGAAGGAGAGAGUGUGCCUAUAAAGUCUGUGUCAGUAUCUGGAUUAUCUCCUGCCUUCUGGGGUUGCCUAUUCUUUUGUCCCGAGAGCUCACUUUUAUUGAUGGCAAGCCAUACUGCGCAGAGAAGAAGGCUUCUUUCAUCAAGCUGACCUGGGCUCUGGUGGCCUUAAUUUUCACCUUUUUUGCUCCUUUGGUGAGCAUCUUGACCUGCUACUGUUGUAUUAUGAGGAAGUUGUUUGUCCAUUACCAGCAGUCGGGAAAGCAUAACAAAAAACUGAGGAAAUCCAUGAAGAUCAUCUUGAUUGUGGUGGCUGCCUUUGUCUUCUCUUGGCUGCCCUUUAACACUUUUAAGCUCCUGUCCAUUAUUUUAGGGUUGCAUCAAAAGCAAGAGCAAGAGCCCCACUUUACCUCACACUUUCUCAAGCUAGCUAUGGAGGUGAGUGGGCCCUUGGCCUUUGCCAAUAGUUGUGUCAACCCUUUCAUUUACUAUAUCUUUGACAGUUAUAUCCGCAGGGCUAUUGUGCAUUGCUUUUGUUCUUGCCUGAAGAACUCUGACUUUGGGAGUAGUACUGAAACAUCAGAUACUCACUUCUCUCAUGUUUUCUCCAACUAUGUUUAUUCAGAAGAUCUUGUCAGAAGGAGGAAGAGGUCUAGGUCCCUCUAA